GGUUGGGGGGAAAACCCAGGAAGUGCAGCUCCGGCACUAAUCAAAUCUAAGGCUAAUAAUAAACGUCCUGAGUAAUGAGCAGCUUGGGCCGGAGCAAGCGAGUUGGCUGGAGCCGGGCGGGCCAGUGAGAGUGGAAUCCACAGGGCCUGUGAAUGGGGAUGGCCAUGGAGCCCUGCCCUGAAGAACAGUACUGGGACCCCCUGCUGAACAUCUGCCUCUCCUGCAAACCCAUUUGCAGCCAUCAGAUUCCACGCACCUGUGCAGCAUUCUGCAAGUCCCUCAGUUGCCGCAAGGAGCAAGGCAGGUACUAUGACCAGCUCCUGAGGGAUUGCAUCAGCUGUGCAUCCAUUUGUGGACGUCACCCCAAGCAGUGCACAUACUUCUGUGAGAACAAACUCAGGAGCCAUGUGAACCUCCCACCAGAGCUCAAGAGACAGCGAGCUGGAGAAGCUGAAACCAGGUCAGACGACUUGGGAAGGUACCAGGGAACAGAGCACAGAGGCUCAGAGGCAGGUCCAGGGCUGAAGCUGAGCGCCGACCAGUUGGCCCUGGUCUACAGCACGCUGGGCCUCUGCCUCUGUGCCAUCAUCUGCUGCUUCCUCCUGGCCGUGGCCUGCUUCCUCAAGAGGAGAGGGGACCCGUUCUCCUGCCAGCCCUCCGCGGCACCAUGUCGGACCCAGGCCAAGUCCUCCCAGGGUCACUGUCUGGAAGCUGGAACCGCCGCGGCCGCGUUGCCAGAGCCGGUGGAGACGUGCAGCUUCUGCUUUCCCGAGCGCAGGCAGCCCACCCAGGAGAGCGCGGGCGCGCCCGGGACCCCUGACGCCGCGCCCUCGGGGAGGUGGGGGCGCCUCGGCCGGACCGCAACCGCACAGCCCUGCCUGCGCGCCACAGACGGCGGCCUUGGGGUCCUUUGCGCCCCCGCGGAGGAGGGAGGCCCCGCCGAGUGACGAGUGACGUGGAAGGGUCACCGUUACCUACACACCUGCAGUGAAGUCAUCCGUGCCUGCUGGACACAGCCCCCAAGAACCCUUCUUUAGAAAUAAAACCUUCCCCAGCUGCCCA
Molecule: messenger RNA, 1062 nt
Organism: Ailuropoda melanoleuca (giant panda)
Lineage: Eukaryota; Metazoa; Chordata; Mammalia; Carnivora; Ursidae
Gene: TNFRSF13B
Product: TNF receptor superfamily member 13B
Exons: 6
Coding region: 153-947 (264 amino acids)
Biological process (GO): hematopoietic progenitor cell differentiation; negative regulation of B cell proliferation; B cell homeostasis
Cellular component (GO): plasma membrane
Source: RefSeq, a predicted model, not a curated record